Polyodon spathula (Mississippi paddlefish) is the source of this 2427-nucleotide messenger RNA. RefSeq names its product transmembrane protein 183-like. The transcript is spliced from 8 exons. Gene Ontology annotation, molecular function: protein binding. Gene Ontology annotation, cellular component: SCF ubiquitin ligase complex. The record is from RefSeq and is a predicted model, not a curated record. Gene Ontology annotation, biological process: regulation of protein stability. Lineage: Eukaryota; Metazoa; Chordata; Actinopteri; Acipenseriformes; Polyodontidae. Bases 199 to 1284 code for a protein of 361 amino acids.
CUGGAGGGCCGGUUUGGGGAGGUCUCGCGUGGUUGUGCGAGGUGUGCCUCAGCUCCACGAUGGCUGCAGAUCCCGGAGGAGCUCGCUUCUGCUUUCCCUUCAUUUCUCUCCGUUUCCCGGUGUCUCUGCGUGUCGUCGCGACAUGGCAGGAGCCGCAGCCUCGGUAACCGGCCUCAGACCCCCCUCGCUGCCGCCGCCAUGCCCAAGAAAGGGCGCCGAAAACGGCUGAAGUUCCGCGCCGAGGAUGUUUGCUCGGAGUCAGUCACCGUGGCAGAUUAUGCCAAUUCUGACCCAGCUGUUGUGAGGUCUGGGAGAGUGAAAAAAGCCGUUGCAAAUGCAAUUGAAAAAGAAGUGAAGUUGCUGUGUGGCUUGGAAGCCUCUCACGGCCCCGUAGAGGAGGUGCUGUCCUCCAUCGCGGGGGUCGGAAGACAAGCCCAGGAGAGCAGCGACGAGCUGGACGCAGAGGACUGCACCGGCGAGCUCAGGGCUUCCAGGAAAAAGAAAAGCAAGAGACACAAAGUAGAUGCUGAUGCAGGGGAUGGAGCAGAGUACCCCGUUGAUGUCUGGCUGCUGUUGGCUUCCUAUAUCCGUCCAGAAGACAUCUGUAAAUUUGCUCUCAUCUGUAAGAAUGCGUGGGCUGUUUCCUGCACGGCGGCGUUUUGGUCCAGGCUGUACAAACGGCACUACGUCUCGGAUGCACACUUGCCUGCGCGCCUCCAGCCAGACUCCAUGGGAAAGGUGAGGGGUCUCCGUGCUCGCGUGAUUCGCUCUCUGUACCACUUGUAUGAGCCUUUCUGCUCCCGUGUCUCAAGAAGCCCCUCCAUCCCAGAGUCGACUCCUAUGACUAUCCUCAAUUCUAAGUGUUUGCUCUUUUGGGUCAACAAGAUAGUUGGGAGCAGAGCAGAACCGCUGUGGGAAUUCAAUUUUAAGUUUCUAAAGCAGCCUCCCAAGUUGAAGAACGGCUGUGGAAACGGCCUUCAGUAUCCGAGGCAGUACCAGGAAGUUCACAGUAACCCUGACCACGACUGCUUCCUGCUGCAGGUCACGACGCUGAAUUUCAUCUUCACUCCUGUGGUCAUGGGCAUGACGUUAACGCUGCUCACAGUGAACGUGAGUACAGACAUGAGGCACCAUCGCGCGCGCCUGCUGUUUCAAGACUCCCCGAUGGUGAAGGGCAGGAAGCCGCGGAACGAGCAGGGGGUGCAGAUCGUCCUCGACCCCGUGCACAGCGUGCGUCUCGUGGACUGGUGGCAUCCACAGUUCCCAGCUUCCAACCGGACUUAACAUCUCCUAACCACAUGGUGCAAGGGCAUGGAACAAAACCACGUGUGGAAAGCACUUUCCCCAACUCCCAGUUUGGUGCACGGAAUGGAAUCGUGGCCAGAUGCUGUGUUUUGGUGGCUGGUGUGUGCUUGGGCACACACUCUGUAGAGUGUUAGAUUUGCCCUAAUUUGUAUAAGACAUACCCUUGGUAGUAAAAUUCUGCCUCUACAAAUUCAGUACUGUGUAAUGUUUAAUCUCUCUCUAGUAACGAGAGCAUUAAUGCAGAAAGAUGGGCCGUGCACGUUACCUGGUGCAGAGAAGUCUUGUAUAAUGUUUUUAUAUAUAUGGGAGCUGUUUCAUAUUAUCUGGCAGAAUUGUAAAUGGUUUAGUUCAAGCUUAUCCCAUCAAUGUACUGUAAGAAGAUACAUUGGAAAAAUGUGUGCAAGUAGAUACAAACUCAGGUGUUUCACAUGUGAUUAUAAUAAUCUCUCUCCAGGAGUUAAAUGGGGAUUUGGGUUGAGAUUUAUUUAUAUUCUGUUAGUUUUCAUUUUCAAAACAUUUUGCCUGUGACGUAAGCACAGAGAGCGUUGGAAAGACCCACCUGCAGCCAAGCUUAGUCUUCAGAAUUGAAACAUGAGUUUUGAUUCACAGGUACUGAACUCUCUGUGGAAGAGGCUGUUUUCAAACUUAAUUGAUAGUGUCAUACUAAAGCAGAGACACUAGGUGGUGCUAUUUCACCUCUGCCCCUUAUCCGCGUCUGUGCUGGUUUAAAGCAAGGCGCUUGUCCCUGUUGUGGCUGUGGAAGAUGCUACUGUAUACGCAUUUCCAUUCCGCCAGGAACAGCUAACACUGGUAGUUAUCUUCAAAUGAACAUUACAGGCACCGGUACAUUCUGCUUCACUGUGGAUUUAGCGUAGAAUCUAGACAGGUGCGUUGCGCGCCCCCUGCUGGUAGCAGACGCGUUUGCAUGUCAUUCCGGGUUUUCUUCUCCUGUUUCGCUUACAGGUUACAUUCGGGUUUGCCAUUUUGCCAGUGCAGUACAUUAUUGCAUUUGGACAUGUGGAACUCAGUUGACUGGGAGUAAUGGGAACUGUAAAUCUGUAGAAAUAAAACUUGUAUAAGCAGAAUUCAUUUUUUUUGGCUUGCUCCUUUGCUGUGUUUAUU